Ostreococcus tauri is the source of this 699-nucleotide messenger RNA. Its product is annotated as Autophagy-related protein 1010. Gene Ontology annotation, biological process: autophagy; autophagosome assembly. The transcript has a single exon. Lineage: Eukaryota; Viridiplantae; Chlorophyta; Mamiellophyceae; Mamiellales; Bathycoccaceae. Gene Ontology annotation, cellular component: phagophore assembly site. The record is from RefSeq and is a predicted model, not a curated record. The coding region runs from base 1 to 699 and encodes 232 amino acids.
AUGCCCCCGACGCCGUCGAGCGCGCGUCGAUGCGAGACCUUCGCCCUUCCUCCCCUGCGAUGCGAGCUCGCCCUCGUGCGAGACGUCCUCACCGCCCUCGUGCACACCAUCGCGUGGACCAGGGCGCUCGGGUGCGCGAGCGCGCGGGACGAGCGGUGCGAACGCAUCGACGUCCGGUACGUCACGUGCGGAGAAUCCGCGGUGGAGACGAAGAUCCGAGAGCGGUGCGACGCCGUGAUACAGUGGGCGCUGCGGAACCGAGGCGGGGAGGCGGAUGUGAGCGUGAGUUUCUACGAGAGCGAACGAAGCGACGGAGCGAGCGGGACGAGUCGAAGCGGCGUCAAGGGAGCGCUGACCGCGGCGAUCGGUGGAGUCAUGGGAGAGAGUAAGCGAACGGCGGUGUGUUGGGAACGAUGGCGGAUCGGGUUGGAGAUUUUCUUGGGGGAGGAGUUGGACGAGGACGAGCGCGCGCGGGCGAGAGACGCGUUGCGGGACCAAGUCGUCGGGACGCAGAGACACAUCUUGAGCUUGGUGAACGAGAUGAAGGCGCACGUACCGCCGGUAACGACGAGUGAUGUGGUGAGCUUUCCGUUCGAGAUCACGACCCCGAUCGCUCGGGAAGAUUCACCGGGGAGUUUCGGGAGAGACAUGUUGCGCAGAAUCGCGAGCCUCUCCUCGACGCCGCCGUCGAUGAUUUGA